AACAUCCAAUUUUAGCAUCAAAAUUUGUCUUCCGUCUGCUUUAAAACCCUAAUUAUUAGAUAAGUAGAUUUGAAUUGAGAUUCAUUGGAACCCUGUUCUUAAAAUUUGUCUUGCUCCGGUGUGCUUGUGUUUUGUUACAGAGAAUGUAUUAUCCCAUACCUUAAUUCUACUUUCUAAUAACAAUUAGGGAGAGCAAUGGAAUAGGAAAGGAUGCCCAGGGGAAUUUAAACCAGUGCUAGUUAGGUGAAGAAGAGAGCGGCAGUUAAUACUAAUUUAUGUAUAUUCUUAACUAGAUAACAGGACAAGAAUGACUACCCUGUUCAAACACAAACUGAUUACAGUUAAACUAAGCAUCACCUUCGUUAAGAAAUGACGAUGGUUCAAUCAUUAUCAGCAAUGUAGCAUCAACCUGAGAGUAUAUAUCACGACAAAUAAUAUAUGCAUUGGUCAUGAAUCAUGAUGGGGAGGGUAUUGUGUAACCAGCAAUUUUUAGUACUUGAGAGGAAGUCCAACUGGUGACUGAAGUCUUAGUGUUAUAUUGUUAAUUAGCAGGAGUCAGGACCCUUCUUUUUUUCCUGAAUGUAAAAAUCCUAAUACAUGAUGUAUCCUUUUUUGACAGUCUUAUUUUUCUUCUCUUUAAUGUUCUCUAGUUUGAGCUUUUUCUCGGCAUCUGUUUUGCUUUUAAGACCAUGGAUUUGACAAAAGGGAAGUUACUGAAGGGACAGAACAGCAUAAGUGGGGCAGAAGAAGAUGGGAUCAGUUUAUUACCUGACUCACUUUUUCAUCAUAUCCUUGCCUUUCUUGAUAUCAAGUGUGUUGCUCGUACUAGCUUACUAUCUAAGCAUUGGAGUCACAUUUGGACCUCUAUUCCUACCCUUGAUUUUCAAUUCUCUGACUUGGACAAUUCUUCAGAGACCAUUACUGAUAUAUGGAUUUCUUAGAUAGAACGUUGCUUCUUCACAAUUUCUCAAAGAUUCUCUCCACUGGUUUCGGAGUUCGAAUCAUUUGAAUGCUUGUUAGAUUAAUUCAUGGAUCUCUGCUGUCACAAAGCAUAAAGUUGAAUGUUUCCCAGUUCUAUUCCUCUAUCUCUUUUUACUGUUUUUUCCCAGGAAAAUUAUGCAUCCUCCUUUGACCUUGCAUAGGCACCCAAUGUGCACGGAGAUAAUCGAAGAAUUCCAAAAAUGUCACAUAGAACAUCCUUAUGCGAAAUUCUUUGGCGAGUGUACAGAUUUGAAGAUUAAACUUGAUCGUUGUUUCCGUCAAGAAAAAGCUGUGAAGCGAAAAGCAAAUUUUGAAGAGAGUAAAAAGUUGAAGGAGAGGUUGCAAGCUUACAGAAAAGAAACCGCCUAAGCAGAGCAAUGACCGAAAUCAUAGACAGAAGAGAAGACUGUUAGGUUUGUUUGAAUUUUUCACGAAAUGAAGUUCAAGUUUCACAGUGACGAGCACAACCUUUAUCCAAAGUCUUCCCUACAGGAGAGCUAGUCUAUACGUAUCUACAACUUGAUAGAUGAAUAUAGAUUUAAAUUGAACUAGAAGACGUAAAUUUAUACUGCAGUUAUUUUGUUACCAGAGAUUAUAGCGUUAUAGAGUUGUUUGAUUGUCCUCCUACAGACACUAUUGUCGUAACUUGGACAGAACAAAUACUAGUACUGGCUGGCUGUAUUGCUUUCUUCCCCUGGGAUAAGCGGGCAUUAACUAUGAAAAAUGAGAUUUCUUUUUGCUAAAGAGAUUUUCUAUCUUAAA
Messenger RNA from Papaver somniferum (opium poppy), 1743 nucleotides. Its product is annotated as COX assembly mitochondrial protein 2 homolog. The record is from RefSeq and is a predicted model, not a curated record. Bases 1117 to 1350 code for a protein of 77 amino acids. The transcript has 4 exons. NCBI's taxonomy places the organism in Eukaryota, Viridiplantae, Streptophyta, Magnoliopsida, Ranunculales, Papaveraceae. Gene Ontology annotation, cellular component: mitochondrion.